Messenger RNA from Alternaria metachromatica, 696 nucleotides. RefSeq lists its product as uncharacterized. Bases 1 to 696 code for a protein of 231 amino acids. The transcript is spliced from 3 exons. NCBI's taxonomy places the organism in Eukaryota, Fungi, Ascomycota, Dothideomycetes, Pleosporales, Pleosporaceae. The record is from RefSeq and is a predicted model, not a curated record.
AUGCAGUUCACUACUACUACCCUCGCUCUUCUGAUUGCUUCGGCAAAUGCCUCUCCUCUCCUGGGCCUCAAGCUCGGUGGCCUCAACGUCGGCGUUGCUACUUCCAGCGCUCUGUUGGACGUGAGCGUUGGUUCCGGAUCGGGUUCUGCUGCGAAGGCAUCCACUACGUCCACCAUCACCGCUGCGCCAACCGCCGCUUCCACUGGCCAGCCGACGAUGCCAUCGAGCUUCUCUGCCCCAGUCCAGGGUCACGGCGUGCUCUCUCUUGAGAACCUUCCCGCUAUGCCACCUGUCAUUGACAAGACUCUCUCUGGUGUUCUCGGCGCUGUUGUCGGUCUCCUAUCUGGAGUUUGCAACACCGACCACAAGUGCACCGUUACUGUCGCAGGCUCUCUCGAGAACCUGCUCGUGGACGGCGACAAGUACUCCAUGAACAACACUGUUUCUGCAUGGUGCGCUGAGGGCCGCUGCUACGGGUCUGCCGAGAUUCCUCUUUCAGCUACCGCUCCCUUCGUCAUUACUUGCGACCAGAUCUCUGGCCACAAGGCGUGCUCAGCCACCAUUUCGGGUAUUGCCCGUGCCAUCUUCGCCAACGGAGAGCAAGUCGAACUUUGGGGCUGGUUGACUCCUGCUGGAUACUGCAAGAACGGUGUUUGCACUGCUUCCAUCACCGCUGUUGGUGACCCCAUGUACUAA